Messenger RNA from Dermacentor albipictus, 10074 nucleotides. RefSeq names its product tectonin beta-propeller repeat-containing protein 2. Gene Ontology annotation, molecular function: protein binding. The record is from RefSeq and is a predicted model, not a curated record. Lineage: Eukaryota; Metazoa; Arthropoda; Arachnida; Ixodida; Ixodidae.
CGUACGUCGCUUCCGAUGCUUGUCGGGAGGAGUUUUGUUUUGACGGUGGGUCGUGAUCGGGAUAACCAAAGAGCGAAGCUUCUAGUUCCGUGUCUCGAUUGUGCCUCCCUUUCCGCGUAACAGCGUACGUUCACACCGAGGCAAGCGGAUCCAUCCGUCCAAGUGUGCGUCACCUUUCGUCGGAAGAAGACACCUCCGCUUUUUACGCGUCGCACGACACAUUGAUCGACGACGUAAAACCGGUGGUCCCGACAGAAAAAGAAGAAACACAUGAACACCGCGGUACCAUGCUGACGGCGAACGCCGAUGGAGCUCCCAUCCCCAGACGCUGCGCAAACAAGCGCGGAGUCAGCUAGCGGCGAUGGCUUAGCGCGAAACGGCCUGGCCAAGAUGCCGGCGAACGAGCGGACCUUUCCGGUGUUCCUGAAGGAGUUCGCGCCCCUGACCCACCUUUUGAGCCAGAUACCGCAGCACGCGCAGAGGGGCCUCAGCAAGGUUGACGUCAAGUUGACAUGCCUGGACGUCGUAGCCGAGUACGUCGCCAUCGGCUCCAACGUCGGGGUCGUUUUCCUCUUCGACCGGACCAAGAGCACAGUGACGAGACUAAAAUGCGCAGAAAUUCUGGAUGCCAUCACCUCCAUAUCACUCAUAACAUCCGUGGACUUCAUGCUGUGCGUGGGCUGCCAAAGUGGCCUCUGUGUGGCCUACCAGAUUCCUAUGACGGGGACGCAGUCGAAGAUGGAGAAGUACAUAAUUCAAGACGUUCACCGCGCACCCGUCACGAGUGUCUGCUGGAGUCCGAACGCCAUGAAGUUUUACAGCGGCGAUGCGAGAGGAUGCGUCACAUGUACAGAAAUAGAUUAUGACCAGCACUUGUGUAAGAGCAAAGAAGUGCACAAGGAAGAGCACCCUGUGAUCCAGCUCGACUACGUGCCUCAGAGUCUCCUAAUCUCAACAACGAAAAGAACAGUCAUCUUCCACUGCACGAAGGAGAGCACCAGAGUGGUCCAGCUCGGUAACCACGAGAGAAAGUCCAAUAGCAACUUCGGAGCAUGCUUUGCACCGCCACAGUCUUACGGUGAACGGCAGGUGACUGUCUGGGCGUGCCGUCCUGGAAUGCGGCUAUGGAAAGGCACACCAGAUGGCAUUGUCCUAGAGACGCUGUUGCUUCGAGACUCCCUGAAGCAGGAAUACUUCCGGCCACAGAUGCUGAGCCUACCAAAAGAGUCCUACCUGGAGAAGCUUCCCGACUCUCAAUUUGGGCUGCUGAAGCCGUACCGGAAGCGCCUCCUGCUGACGUGGAGCUCAGAGACGUUUUUUGUGGUGGACCCUGCUGUGAGGUCCCUGGUGGUUGUGUGCCCCGGUUUUGUAAAUAUCACCGACAUCGCGAUCUGUGAAGAAGAGAUCUUCGUGCUGCAGGCAAAACGUCACAUUGUCAGGCUCGCUGCCCACCCGGAGGACAUAUGGGACCAACCGGAAGACAAUGAUACACUGCUUCCCGACAUGACAGCCAUAAAGAACACCAUCGUCACGCCGCUGGCCGAAAUCACGGCGCUCCUCCGGGAUACCAGGCUGCCCGACCCUCAGGUGCUGCAGAUCUUCAACAAAAAUGGAAGCGCGGUGCUGGACUGGUUCCGUCAGAAGGCACCCAGGCCGCACGGAAGCGACAGUGGCGGCAGCUCUCCCGGCGGCACGGCUCGUCGAGGGAGCACCGCGAGCGGCAACAGUCGCAUGACCGAAGCGGCGCUGGACAGUGAACAGGCAUCUGUCGAAAAGGGAGCCACGCCACCUGGCGAAGCCCUGUCAUACGCACAUCGGUCGAGAAGCUUCGAGUCGAUGCAGUUUCCCAACGAAUCGGAGGGCGAAGAUGACAUAGUUUUUACUGCCAGGAAGCGCAAGACCAAACACGGUUCAUCCACGAGUACAGCACAAAGUACGCCUACACUGGUCUUGCCGACAACAUCAGAUGAACGUCCAUCUCCUGUCCCCACGUACGACGAGGUCUUUGCCAGCCCCAGCGGCACGUCACCCUUAGGCCAGAGCAUGUUGAACAAGGAAAACAAAAAAUCUGAGUGCCCUCCACCGUACAGUGCCUCUGAGAACGAGCUCGUCUCUCACAUUCUCAGUCGUUACGGCCAGCUGAAGCAGCAGCGCCAGCGCCCCGACGAAGCAGACGCUAGCCAGCCACUAGACAUUCCCGUAGGAAGCAGCAGUACGCUGGCGCCGAGUGAUGCCGCCAAUCUGUCUCCGUCCCCAGCUUCAGUGUCGAGCGGUGCUGCUGAAACUGGCCUUGAAGCCGGCGCCAACGCCAGUGCAGAAGACUGCGCCAAUCCGGAGCCUGAGGACAGCCCAGAUUCGGAGCCAGAACUUUCCAUCGAGGACAUCUACGGCAAGAACAAAGACGCGAGCGAUUCCUAUGAGUCAGCGGAGUCAUCUGUGCCCGAUGUCGUAUUUCACGGUAUCGUUGAGCCACGCUUUCCUCGCUACGACUUCCACUGGGCCCAGGUCAAAGGCCCAGGCCCCGUGGUGUCGUUAGCCGCGUGCAACGGGUACCUCUGCUGCGUCGACAGCCGAGACAAUGUGUACUACUCUCGGCUCAUGGGACGCGAGUUCACCUGGCGGAGCGGGUCGCGCCCCAUGAACCGGGUGGCGCUGUCCCCGUCGGGCAACGUGCUGUGGGCCAUCUACAAGGAGAAGCUGUACGCAGCGCGCUCGCCCUUGUGCAACGAGCCCCUUGCCAUGGGCUGGGACGAGGUCGCCAUGAAUGUGGUCAGCGUCAGCGUCACCGAGGCGACAGCCUGGUAUGUGACCAGUUCGGGCGAUGUGUUUAUGUGUCCUGACGUGAUGGUUCAAGGCAAGCCCGUGACUUUCUACGGUGUCGGCUGCCUGUUUAAAGUGCAACAGGUCGCCUGCUAUGAUGACGUUGUGUGGGUGCUCACGACACAGGACACGCUCCUCGCUCGCAUCGGCAUUUCGCCGCAGGUGCCCCAAGGCACGAGCUGGAUCGAAAUACCCCUGCCUUCGAAGGGGAGCCCCGCCUGCAUUUCCCUGGGCUACAACAGCACCGGUUGGUUGAUUGACAGCGAGGGAAGCGUCUUCUUCAAGACAAACCUCAAGAACAGUGUCCCUUGUGGCUACAACAAGGAGUGGUGGCAGGUGGACCUGAACGAGUUUGUCUACCAGAUGGCGCCGCCUCUGGCCAAGAUGCAGAAGAACCUCAGUUCGGUCUUCUGCGCCGAGAAGAUCUCGCACAAGGUCCUCGGCAAGGGCAAGUGGCACCUGGUGGCUGGGAAGCACGGUGUCUGGUUCUGCGAGAGCAUGUCCUCCCAUCUGAACUCCUGCCGGCGGAACAUCACAGGGUACUUUUGGGAGAAGGCACAUGUGAAUCUCUUGCACUCUGGGACCAAAUGGACGGACAUCGCAGCCGGUGGAGUCUUCAAGGACGAGGGCGUCGUGUGGGGCCUGCAGACGGGCGGCCAGCUGGUGGCGCUGUCUCCGCGCGUGCGCAAGUGGUACGCCGUGGGUCUGCCCCGCGGCAUGUCGCUCGGCUGCAUCGCACCGUCACCCGAGUCGCUCUGGGCGCUCGCGACCAACGGCGACGUCAUGGUGCGCACUGGACAGACCCACCACCAACCGAUGGGCGACACCUGGGUCCCGCUGGACACCUCGCAGUUGGGUGAUGUCCAGCUGACACACCUCAGCUGCAGCUACGAGACGGUGUGGGCGUGCGACACCAAAGGAACGGUGUACAUGCGCAUCGGUUCACUGCGGCCACCGGCUCCCCGUACCUUGCCACCGGCCUGGGUGCCAGUCGAGUCAGGUUACCAGGAGGAGUCCCCAUUCAUAUCCUCGUCUGCAUCAGAAAACCCCUUUUCGUUGCCUUUUGAGAUUUCAAGGUUUCUGAAGCCCCACCUCACCAAGGUAUACGUGGGUCCCCGGAACUUUAUGGUGUGGGCGCUGGACAACCGCAAGCACGUUUACGUCCGCGAGGGCAUCUACCCGGAGCUUCACAUUGGCACCAGCUGGGUGGAAGUUCUGGGCGUUCAGGCGCGGCAGCUCUGUGUCAGCGAGAAGGCCGUCUGGGCGCUGACACCUUCAGGCGAAAUCUUCCGGCGCUUUGGCAUCUCCAAUAGCAACUUUGUCGGCGACUACUGGAAGAGGAUACCGGGCCAUGCUGCAUGUCUCACUGUGUCCGUCGACGACAGGCUUUGGGCCGUUGCCGCCGAUGGCUCGGCACUACAGCUGUCCACCUGCGAGCUGCCAUCUCGCAUCAAUGAAAUGGACACAUUAGGGCUCUCUGCUUCUGCUGAAAAGACUGACGCAGACAUGGACGGAUGGGAGCUCGUUUGACGCCCUCACUAGAACAUCCCUCAAACUUCUUGGGCAUUCCUACGAGUCAUCGUUUCCCACAGAAAUGAGCUUUGUGCUCUGUUCCUUUCUUUUUUUUCUUUCGAAUUUCACCGCUGGCAUUAUUAUUAGCGGCAUUAACGCUCAGUACAUUGAAAUGGUGCUUCUGUGGUAGCGAGCGCAAGUGUGGGGAUGUACGGUGGGCGUCAAAAGCUUGUGGAACAGAGGACUUGCGAAAAAGGCAAAUUUAACUCCAGAUUUAUCUUACAUCCACUGGCACAGGGGGGAAAAUCUUGAAGUCUAUGCUUUGUGCCUUAGGCUUGGGAAAUAUGUUCUUGAAUUUUUCUCAGAUCCUGUGUCCCGCAAGCUUUUGACACCAACUGCAGUACUUGCGUUGAAGCAUGUCAACUCCACACAUGUAUGCCCCAAGGCAAGCUACGAUUCGCAUUAAGCCUUAGUAUGCGACACCCGCAGUAGGGGGUCUUAAUAUGUGGAUGAUGUAUAUAUUCCGUAAGGGUUCAUAUUUUGAGCUUUGUUAAGCCUUAUCUCGCUGUUUAGUGGCUGGAGUAUACUUCUGGCGUGGCCACUUCUUCCUCGUCUUUCUUUAUACAAUGGAUGCGGUUAGAUGAACUACUUGUGUUUCCAGUAUACUAGUAUGUAGCUUUAAAAGGUGAAUGUUCUAUAUUUUAUUGUGUAUUUUUAUGUAUGCCUGGCAAUAUGGCUGUGACAUAUUUUUGUGAAGGCUCUCCUCUGUUUUCUAGGACCCACGAACUUUUCUAUGUGAAGCAGAGGCGCACUGGACAGUUAUUUAUUUUUUUACGCACCGAUACGAUGAAGAAGGUGUGCUUGUGGAGUCUUAGGACUGAAAUGUGACAUUCUGUUUUUAUUUGUUGCUCUGUCUUUGUUGUUGGCUCUUUGGAAUGCGCCUGCAUUUACACUACAUAUGCGUGAGGAAGUUGAGAACAGCAAAAGCUGAAUUUUGCAUGCUCAAAUGCUUAGUCGAUGUUGACUGCCUAAACUUAAGCUUGCCGUUCACCUGAAUGUUCGUGUGAAAUGUUUCGAUGCUGACAUUGAAUUCGAUGCAGUGGCAUUCGAUGCUGACUUGAGAAAAGACAGUGAAGUAUUGCUCAUCCUCUCUUCGCUUUGUGCCUCGAAGUCCCAAAUCCUGUAGCUUAACACUGCACGUCCGUAAGCGCAGAUGGGAAACAGAAGUUGACUGCCAGAUGGUUUUUGUAGAGAUCUUGUUGUAAAGUUCUUGUGAUAGAGCAGAUGAUUGAUUAGGUGCCGGUACACAUACUGUUCAUUUAGCCCUUUACACGAAUGACAAGUGCCUACAGUUUUUAUGAGAAUUUGGGAACAGAAAUCGUUCGUUUUGAGAAAGGAAGAUUUUAUGGCAAACGUUGCGCUCUCGCAUUGUGUCAACAAAUAUUGUCAAGUGAGUUUCGUUGACUGCAUGAAAAUAUACAGCAUGUUUGCAAUGCAUCCUGGAUGAUGUCACAGGGACAAAGACGUGGCAACUUCUGUGGGAUCUUAUUUCAAGCUGAACUUCACUUGCCAUCACAAUGUUUUAAAUUGGCAAACUCCAAAGGCACAUUGAACAUACAAACACCUUCAGAAGUUGCAGAGCUAAGUAGUGACAUUGCACUAGAGUUAUUACUGCUUGAGGGUUCCCUAUGAUCGUAGUUGGUUUCAUACUGCAGGCAAACUAGAUUGACCGUUUGCAGUACUUGCAUUCACUAGCAUGAAGUUAUACAUGCUACUGUAAAAAAAAGAAAGUAUAUAAACCUAUGGUCCAACAAAACAUUAACUAAAUGCCUCAUUAUGUUAUGAUAUAAAGGAAUUAUGUCAUAUGGCAUCACAGAUUUAGACGACAGCAAAACGUGAAGCAAUACAUUUCCGCAUUCCCACCAUUUCUGCACUGUACUGCUUGCACUCGCUCUAGAAUAUAGUGCGUCAUGUAUUGAAAAUGUUUAUAGGGCUCCGCAUAGCAAUAACUCCAUAUAGCCACAGUUCUAUAUGAACAUUUAAUACAAAAAUGGGUAUAGGUUAGGGCAGUGUUGGCAGGCUAAUGCUUUUACCAUGGCAACAGAUAUUGAUAAAGGCAAGACAGAAGAUAGUAUUCUGUGUUUGUUAGGUCUCCUGUCUUUGUCUUUUUAAAUAUGCUCUGCUGAAAGUACAGAGCAGGCAGUGUCAUGGACCUGUAUCGUCCUGCUGUAUAACGCUCACUGUGAUACGUUUUUAUGCCUGCACUGCAUAACUUUAGCAGUGUUGCCCAGCAAGUUGGAUGCUGUUUAGAUAUGGCAGCAAUGGCCGUAACAAUGUAGCAUAGGUACUUGGUGCUUUUUACGGUUGCUGCUCAUUUCGGGCAGUACAUCUAUAUUUGGACAAAAAAUAUGGUCUGUGUUCAUUAUCUUAUCACCAGGGGUAAAAAACUAACAUUUCAAUUUCCUCAGAGCAACAAGCUUAUCAGUACUAGCCGUUACACAACAACGCGAACUUUCUAUUUCUUGGAACUUGUAGUAGAAUGUGAAGUGUGCACUUCUGUUAUCUCGCUACUGUUGCUUCAGGAAACACCUGUCCACCUGCACCCAAGUGUUAGCUCUUUUUUCAAGAACCAGUACUGUGAUAGGAUAGCAGUGCUCUUGCUUCAAAUACUGUUCUUAGGGGUGUGCGGAUGCUCAGCACUUUUGAAUCACGAAUUAAAUGGUGUUCUAUUCGAUUCAGUCUUUGAAUCAAAUGCUUACUAUAUGUAAAUGCGAAUAUCUUUCGAAUACUUUUUGAAUAAUUCAAAACGCCACCUGCACCCAAUCAAACGUAGAAUCGAAGCAGAAGUAUGGCAAAUUUUCACCCCCGCGGGCAUAGUGCAGACAUAAAGAACGAGAACUUGUGUAGUGGAGCAGGCUACGUCGCUUAGGUAGCCAUACUUUACAGGCUGUACAGCGAUCAUUUGCACUCACUGACGAGUCUUUUUCAUGCGAAGAAACUACUUGUUUGCUCCUAAUACUCCAUUUGUGCUUUUAGUAACCUUCAUGCCGUGCUAUGUUAUGACAGAAACUUGCUAAUACUAGGAUGUGAACAUAGUUUUAUAUUGACUGUGAUAACGGCUGCUUGAAAAACUAUUUAAAAAUUAUUCAGUAUUCAAUUUGAUUCGAUUGUCUUCUGGCGCUAUUCAAUUGUUAUUCGAUUCGGUUUCAAAAACCCCUAUUUGCACACCCCUAACUGUGUUUUUUGAGCAUUAGAAAUGUUGUGAAAGUUGUGCUUUUUACAAUCACUCACUUUGUUGUUCUUAUGAUAGGACAAGUUGCACCUAUGUAUGCUGAAAUAUAAGCACAGUUCAAGUAUGCAAGUGUAGCAUUUGGCAAAGCCUUCAUUGCAAGAGAUGUCAUAUGCCUUUAUUGUUUUUAUUUUUUUCACUUUGAUAACAGAGCUGUAGCUUUCUGAACAGCUUUAGUAAUGUGCAUUCUGUGAUGUCUGUUGAACGCGUGAAAUAACUUGUGUUGUUCGAAUAGUGAAGCGUUUGAAUCGAAUACAAAUAUUCAGAUAUUGUGGGCCUUGAACAGUGAUCCAAAUUCCAAUUAUCUUUUUGCUUAUAAAGGUAGAAAAAGAAACCUAUAUGAAAAACAUUUAUUUGUUACGUCAUCUGGGCCGUGUCAAAGUGAUCAUUAAGCAAAAGGUUGUAAUAGCUUUUGGCUGCCUUCACACAGCUACUUGAAGUUGUCAAUAUACCAGGUGCAGUCAGGGUUACAUGUUUGCAAGGCACGGGUUUCACAAAAAGACAAAAAUAGUUGCUCACUUCUUGCUUUCAGCAUUAAGUUAGUGAAACACAGCCUUAGUUAUGCAUACUGCUGUAAACAUCAAGUCUGAACUGCAGUCUAUGUGCCCAAGCCAUGAGAUCGUCUUCUCAUAAAUUGCACACCCUGCAAACUUUCUAUGGCAAGACUACAAUGGGACUUUUUUGAUACCGACGAUCGUAGUAACUACAUAAUAUUGAGCCGCUACUGAAUAUUCAAAGUGAUGGAAUGUGAACUUCCCGAAUUGGAUUCAUUAAUUCAAAAUAGAAUCGUUUCGUUCAUGUUCUAGACUUUGUAUGUUCAUUUACUCUAGCAAUAACCCUAGUAGUGUUGCGUUCUUGUGAUUUCUUUAUUUAUUUCUUUUUUUCAUAGCCAUAGAAUUGUCUUGCAAUCAAGUGAAAGUUUUUUCAGGGGUGAGCUUUAUCAGACUAAUAGUGUAAGGGUUUUAAGAUGCACCACAUUUUUAUAUAACUCCGCCCUUCUAUUUUGGACAUCUGUAGCACUAUUUAGGAGAUGUAAUCCAGUGACAUGUUGUGUGCUUUGAAAAAGACCUUUAACAAAGUAUGUAAUACUGUGUUCUGUAUCCAUUUGUGGUUGGAUGAGGGAUGAGUGAAAGCUAUUUCUCUCUCUGGUUGACCCCUGGGUAUCUUGCCUGUGUUUUAUCUCGCACGCUGCUAAAACGUCAUUUAAGCUAAAUGGGCUUCAAGUAAAUUCUAUUAGCAGAAGACGUUACAGAGUUCUGGCAUAUGGGCCGUCCAGCAUUAUUAGCAUAUAGGAAGUGUCUUUCACUGUCUGUUGCUCUCAAACAGAUCUGUCGCUCACAUGGAUGGUUGAUUUGCACCGUUCUCAUUUUGCAAAAACGGCAUCCAUGUGCCCACCUAUGUAUUGGUAAUGUACCAUGUUUUCUUUUGUGUAACCCUCCCUAGUGCAUAAUGUGUACACCAAUGGCUUGGAAAGAGGGAAAAAUGAAUGUAUAACCUAUUCGUUAACAAAUUGCAGUUUACUGAAUACCGGGACAACAGGGAGACAUCUGCUGCAACACUGGUGAUGCCAUCUUGUGACAUUGAUGCCAACCAAAAUGUAGAGUACAUAGCCUCCGAGAUCGGGCGUGCACUGCCCGAUCUCUGAGGUAACAAUAUUUAUUUACCUAUCUGCUAGAUCAGUGUUGUCAGUUGCAGCAAUCAUUAGCAUGCAGUGAAUUUUAUUCCUCUUCUGUGAGAACAAUGAUGCAACACUACAACAUUUGUAGCACGUUUCAAAACAAUGCUAGAAGAUGACGCCACCAGUACUGCUGCUGCCUUCAGUGUCUCCGGUGUUCUGGUAUUCCAUAAUGCUUGGCAGAGCUUUUCGAAUUGCCUGCAACACACGUACCCAAGAACCCAAAGUCUGCUUGGGUUUUGAUAAAACCUAAGUGGCUGACAUAUGCAAGCACAAUGCAAGCCUCUUGCGUCUUGAAUUUCUAAAAUUUUGGAGGGCAUGUUGUAUCCACAAGAAUACACCAAACUGGUGCACUUUUCUCAGCGAUGUCAAAUGUACGGAAGACAUUUCGGCUCUGCUUCGUAGGUGAGAGAGUGUGUGGUGUUAUAAGUAGCGUUUGUUACCGGCAUCAGUAUUUCGUGUUGAUCUGCCUGUUUCUGGUGAAAAACGGUAGACUAUUUUUGAACCAUUGUUUAUAUAACCAGUAUAUACGCUUACCUGUAGCAGCUGUAUGCAAGGCAGGCUGCUGGUAGGCAGUAUGCACAUAUUCAUAGCUCAUAAACUUGACAUUCCGCCCAGCUGUGUAACACAUUGAUUUUUUUUUCUCCUGUUGAGAUCUGUAUGUCUUCUACCACAAGCAUGCUAAGAGAGGAAAAUUCGCCGCGGGGCCAACUCCGAUUUGCCUAUACAAAUACAUGUGAAAUGCAGAAGUAUUCUCAAUAAAUUACUGCUAAAUUGA